Molecule: messenger RNA, 507 nt
Organism: Corylus avellana
Lineage: Eukaryota; Viridiplantae; Streptophyta; Magnoliopsida; Fagales; Betulaceae
Molecular function (GO): nucleic acid binding; RNA-DNA hybrid ribonuclease activity
Source: RefSeq, a predicted model, not a curated record
AUGGAAAUCAAAAAGUGGACGAGACCUCCUCAGGGGUGGUACAAGAUCAAUUGUGAUGCGGCUGUGGAUGGAAAAAAUGGGAGGAUGGGGGUAGGAUUAAUCCUCAUAGAUCAUGAUGGAGGGGUCCUUGCCACUGGGAGUUUUACGAAAAAGGGCUGGCUAGAUCCGACUACUGUAGAAGUGAUGGCUACAAUAAGAGCAGCCCAGUUCUGCAAAGAAAUGGAUGUGAGCAAUGUCCUUAUAGAGGGAGAUGCACAGAAAAUUAUACAGGCGCUACAGAAUGGGGAUCAAAAUGGAAGCAGGUAUGGACAACUAGUAGAGGAUGCAAAACUAAUUUUAACCUCUCUGAUGAAUUGGAAACCCAAUUAUGUACGCCGGAAUGUAAAUGGUGCAGCACAUAUACUUGCUAAAAUGGCAACCAGACAUAUCGUAGACUGUGUAUGGAGGGAUGGGAUACUCGAUUGUAUCUGUGAUAUUAUUCAAGCGGAGCAAAUUGCUUCAGCCUGA